Molecule: messenger RNA, 921 nt
Organism: Psammomys obesus (fat sand rat)
Lineage: Eukaryota; Metazoa; Chordata; Mammalia; Rodentia; Muridae
Gene: Treml1
Product: triggering receptor expressed on myeloid cells like 1
Exons: 6
Coding region: 1-921 (306 amino acids)
Cellular component (GO): plasma membrane
Molecular function (GO): transmembrane signaling receptor activity
Source: RefSeq, a predicted model, not a curated record
AUGGGCUGCUACCUGCUGCUGCUGCUCCUGGGACUGGCAGGCCAAGGCUCAGCUGACAGCCAUCCCGAGGUGCUACAAGCUCCGGUGGGGUCAGCCAUUCUGGUGCAGUGCCACUACCGGCUCCAGGACCUGAGGGCUCGCAAAGUGUGGUGCCGGUUCUCGCAGGAAGCCUGCCAGCCGCUGGUGACAUCAGCCGUGGACCGAAGAGCUCCCGGGAAUGGACGCAUAUUCCUCACUGACCUGGGUGGGGGGCUCCUGCAGGUGGAGAUGGUGACCCUGCAGGAGGAAGACACGGGGGAGUACGGCUGCGUGGUGGAGGGAGCCGCAGGGCCGCAGACCCUGCACAGGGUCUCCCUGCUGGUGCUGCCACCGGAGGAAGAGAAAGAGACCUACAGAAACGGAAGUCUGCCCGAGGACCCUUCCUUGGACCCUUCUGGGGGUUCAAGUCCUCCCUUGUUCAGACGGCAUGAGAACAGUAUUCCCCUGAUCUGGGGUGCUGUGCUACUGCUAGGCCUGUUGGUGGUGGCUGUGGUGCUGUUUGCUGUGAUGGCCAGAAAGAAAGGUAACAAGCUUGGUGUCUGUGGCCAGUCCCAGAGCAGUGGAGUUUCAAGCAUGGACCCCUCCUCAGCAGCCCACCACAGCAGUGACCCUGGACUGGCUGCCAGGCUGCCCACGGACUUACCGUAUGUGAGGCUCGACUCGCCACCUCCCUUUGACGUCACCUACACGGGCUUUUCUCUUGAUCCUCCACUGGGGAAGCCCUCAGCCCCACCUCUACAACCCUCUCUGCCACCUAAGGUUCUGGUGUCCUCCAAGCCUGUGACAUAUGCCACAGUUGUCUUCCGGGGAGGGGACAAGGGUGAAGGAACUUCCUGUGAGCCGGUUCAGGAUCCCACAAAGAGCCAAACCCCACCCAACUAA